This is a messenger RNA of Paraglomus occultum, 396 nucleotides long. Lineage: Eukaryota; Fungi; Glomeromycota; Glomeromycetes; Paraglomerales; Paraglomeraceae. The record is from the annotation of a GenBank genome assembly.
AGCACCCAUCACAUAGAAGCGAAAGUUUCUGGAAAAUUUUUAUUGAGCGUUUUUGGUGCGUUUACCUUGAACAAUCCAUUUUCCUAUACUAGUUCUAAUACUGCAAGUAGCCACAAUUCCGAUCAUCGAAAGUGCGUCGAUAAAUUGCUUUACGACCUCUACCCGUUAUCCAAUUCUAUUAAUCAAUUUCUUAAAAAAUAUUAUGGGAAUCCAUACGAGAAGCUAUCCAAAUUAAAAUCCCAACGACGCGACGCACGAGAUAACCGAAUUACACUCUCCCAACCGAAAAAAAGUCAAACUGAGAUACCAGAAAGAUCUUGUGAUAAGAGGCGGGGAAACAUAGAUUUAUCGCGUGCCAGACGUGGGUUGAAAGCAGAGGAUUCACUACCCGAUGGG